Molecule: messenger RNA, 2623 nt
Organism: Menidia menidia (Atlantic silverside)
Lineage: Eukaryota; Metazoa; Chordata; Actinopteri; Atheriniformes; Atherinopsidae
Source: the annotation of a GenBank genome assembly
UUGUGUUCAGGUUUAGAGACCAGCACCAGGACGCUGAGCACCCCCAGCCCGGGCCUAAUCCUCCCGUCCAAGUCCUCCUCUCUCUCCUCCCCCGCCCUGUCCAGCAACGGCCAUGAGACCCACUCCUCCACCUCGUCCUCCGCCCCCACCGAGACGGUGGCGGUCAUCCACCCGCAGCCCUCCGGCCACGCCCGCUCCCGGCUGUCCAAGGCCCACCACCACCACCACCACCACCACGCCGCCGCCGUCGACCUGCUGCCGGACGCCGCCCUCCUGCAGGUCUUCUCCCACCUGCCCACCAACCAGCUGUGCCGCUGCGCCCGGGUCUGCCGCCGCUGGUACAACCUGGCCUGGGACCCGCGGCUGUGGGCCAGCGUCCGGCUGACCGGCGAGCUGCUGCACGCCGACCGGGCCGUGCGCGUGCUGACCCACCGCCUGUGCCAGGACACGCCCAACGUGUGCCUGACCCUGGAGACGGUGGUGGCCAGCGGCUGCAAGCGGCUGACCGACCGGGGCCUGCGCGUGGUGGCCCAGUGCUGCCCCGAGCUGCGGCGCCUGGAGGUGGCCGGCUGCUACAACAUCUCAAACGAGGCCGUGUUUGAGGUAGUGUCCCGCUGCCCCAACCUAGAGCACCUGAACCUCUCAGGCUGCUCCAAGGUGACGUGCAUCAGCCUGACCCAGGAGGCCUCGCUCCAGCUGUCCCCCCUGCACGGCCAGCAGAUCUCCAUCCACUACCUGGACAUGACCGACUGCUUCUCCCUGGAGGACGAGGGCUUGCGGACUAUCGCCUCCCACUGCCCGCGCCUCACGCACCUCUACCUGCGCCGCUGCGCCCGGCUGACCGACGAGGCCCUGCGCCACCUGGCCCUCCACUGCCCGUCCAUCCGGGAGCUGAGCCUGAGCGACUGCCGCCUGGUGGGGGACUUCGGCCUGCGCGAGGUGGCCCGCCUGGAGGGCUGCCUGCGCUACCUGAGCGUGGCCCACUGCGCGCGCAUCACGGACGUGGGCAUGCGCUACGUGGCCCGCUACUGCCCGAGACUGCGCUACCUGAACGCGCGGGGCUGCGAGGGGCUGACCGACCACGGCCUCGGCCACCUGGCCCGCAGCUGCCCCAAGCUCAAGUCCCUGGACGUGGGCAAGUGCCCGCUGGUGUCGGACGGCGGGCUGGAGCAGCUGGCCAUGUACUGCCAGGGCCUGCGGCGGGUCAGCCUGAGGGCCUGCGAGAGCGUGACGGGCCGGGGGCUCAAGGCUCUGGCCGCCAACUGCUGCGAGCUGCAGCUGCUCAACGUGCAGGACUGCGAGGUGUCGCCGGAGGCCCUGCGCUUCGUCCGGCGCCACUGCCGGCGCUGCGUCAUCGAACACACCAACCCGGCCUUCUACUGACCGCCGAGUCGCCGGAGAGACCGGUCCUCUGACGAGCGGACGUCGCAAUGCGAUAGUUGGUCGGAAAAACCAGUGUGCAAUACUGGCCAGAAUCGAUCCCCUUUCGCAUCCGCCCGGUCGGCUGUAAAUCUUGUCCUUUGAAAAUACAGAAUGUAUUUAACGUAUUUAUCUGUAAAAAGGCAGAGAAGUCCAACAUUUCCCUCCUCCAGCAGCAUCAUUAGCAUUGUAACAACAUGGCACAACACUUAGCACUGGGUACAGAUGUGUUAGCUUUUUAAAGCUUUCCCAUAGAUAUUUUAUUUGAGGAUAAUCGUCACCUUUAGGGCUUAAACCAGAAUUGCUAUCCCGCAUUACUCCAGCUGGUUGUAAACAGCUAGUAGCCGACCAAAUCACUGACAAUGUAGCGACAGGGCAGCAGCGAGGGCAGAUGUGGCGACUCGGUUUCACUUUCUUUGUGUUGUGUGCAGAUGCACUUUAUGCCGUUUAUACAGACAAUCACUUCUGCUGAGCACAGUGUCACGUUUCCCUUUAGCCUGGGUUUGUAUCGGGCUAUUAUUCUCUUAGAGGAUCACGGUCACAUCUGAAUCUAUAUGCAACGUCAAUGUUGGAAGAAAAAAAACAGGAACACAUCGCUACUAUAACUGUGCCAAUAAACCUGUUAAAAGAUCUACGUCGUUAGGGGUCAUAAGGUGAAUGGGACUAUGUAGAAAUUCCUAUGGUUGAUUUACACAACGAGGUUUCCAAACAUGUUGGCUGUAAAAUUCUAAACUGCAAUGAUUUGCAGCUCACUGAAGCUUUAUAUUUCAUUUUCGACAGAAUGUGUAGAAAACAUGGAACGUUUUCAGCUGCCUUACAGCCCGGAGCCUCUGUUGUUAUUGUGCCAAAUGAUUUCAAUGAAUGCAAUGUCUGGCCUUAAGACCAAGAAGGCUUAGAUUCAAGCCAUUUUGCAACGAAACCUAAUGUGUGCAGACAACGUUUUGCUAAAUCGAGCAAAGUCUUCCUGAAAAACACCUGGAUGCUAGCAUGUAGCCUUAGUCCGCGUAUCAGACUGGAUCAUAUAACAGAUAGCCAUCGAACAGAGCAAGAAAGUUACAUUAUAUGAACUUUAGAAAUCAAUAAUGCAGCAAAGAAACUAAGUUGUUAUUUAAUUGUGUAAUGUUGUGUUGUAUGGAUGUGUUCUAAAGGGCUCACAGCCUUUCCCCCUGUCUGCCAAGUAUUAAAGCUGUUUUAUUUUCCAGAA